UACGGGUCGGUGUGGCGGGCCGGCCCCGCUCGUUCCCGCGCCGCAGAGCGGAGGAAGCCUCGGUCCCGCAGCCGCCGAGGGUGGGGGUGUCCGGGGAGAGACGGGCCGCAGCGGGAGGCGGCGAGGGUCCAGCCUGUGGCGGGCGGGGGGCGCCACGCCCCCGGCAAGACCUCGGCUUCGAGCCAGGUGGCUUCAGGCAGCCCUCAGGAGUCGGGUAAUAGCCAGAACUCUGGAACAAUGUCGCAGCAGCUCCUGUACCGUGCUCUGGUGUCUGCAAAAUGGCUUUCAGAAGCCAUCAAGUCCAAGCAAGCUGGUCUGGCCUUGAGAAUCGUGGAUGCAUCCUGGUAUCUGCCCAAAAUGAAGCGCGACCCAAAGCGGGAGUUUGAGGAGCGCCAUAUCCCUGGUGCGGUGUUCUUCGACAUCGACCAGUGCAGCGACCGCACUUCUCCCUACGAUCACAUGCUGCCCAAGGCAGAGGACUUUGCUGAGUACGUGGGGAAGCUGGGCGUGGGCAAUGACUCCCACGUUGUGGUGUAUGAUGGCAGCGACCAAGGCCUCUUCUCAGCGCCCCGGGUGUGGUGGAUGUUCCGGGCCUUUGGACAUGAAGCUGUCUCCCUUCUGGAUGGUGGCCUGAAGAACUGGCAGCGAGAGGGGCAUGCUCUGACCUCUGGAAAAAGCCAGGUGGCUCCUGCCGAGUUCCAUGCUUCCUUGGACAAGUCCAUGGUGAAAACAUACGAGGACGUCAUAGAGAACUUGGAUUCCCACCGCUUCCAGCUAGUAGAUGCACGUGCUGCAGGACGCUUCCGGGGAGUAGAGCCAGAGCCCCGAGAUGGAAUUGAGCCUGGUCAUGUCCCUGGGUCAACGAACAUUCCCUUCACCGAUUUCCUCACAGAGUCUGGCUUAGAGAAGACCCCUGAGCAGAUCCGCAGUCUGUUCCAGGAGAAGAAGGUGGACCUCUCAAAGCCUGUGGUAGCCACGUGUGGCUCUGGAGUCACUGCCUGCCAUGUGGCACUGGGGGCUUACCUCUGUGGCAAAGCAGACGUUGCUGUGUAUGAUGGGGCCUGGGUGGAAUGGUACAUGCGGGCACAGCCUGAAAACAUCAUUUCUGAGGGAAAGGGGAAGACUGUGUAGUGAGAGGCUUUGUGCUUUAUCUUCCAGCUGUGCAAAUAAUUUGCCUUGAAAUGGGAUUUGGAAAAGAUGGGUUUAGCAUUCUUGGUUAUGUGUCUGGAGGUGAAAGUAUUGGGUGACGUGUGGGGACGUGGUGCUUUGGCACUUCAUUCUUAGCCUGCUGCUGCUUAGGAGCAUAAAGAUAACCUGGGCAGACAGUUGUAGGUAACCUUGCCAGAACAGGUAGGAUGGACCAGGUGAAGUUGCUUCCAGCUUCAGCUUUUCUGUGAUCGUGUCCACUGAAUUGGGUGGAAGAGAGAGGAUGCUGGUGGUACCAUGGAGAAGCAACUGAGUCAAGCCAAGGUUGUGACUUGGGAUAUUCCACCAUGUUCACUCACAGGACGAUCAAAUUUAACUGCCUUGUGAUCCUGCUCUCUGCCUCUAUCCUAAAAGCCAUCCAUGCACUUUAUGGCCAUUUUGAGUGCAGACUUUGGAGAAAGACACAGCUAUGAAAGGAGCAAAUAUGGCUUCAAGGUUGGCACUUAGGUUUGAGAGUUUGGUUUCCUUCUUGCACUCGGAUUCUUAACUGCAAUGUGUACUUAGCCAGUUUUGUACUCCCAUGAUCCAAAUUUCCCCUUGGGGUUAAAAAGAAAAUAGUCUGGAUUUAAAAUUAGGUAAAUAAAUGUACUUCAAGGUCCUCUUGCUGAAUAGAACUUACGUGCAUUUUGAUUGGGUGCUUGCUUUUAAGGAGCUCUAUUUGUAUGGGAUCACUUUGUCUUGAUUAAAAUGAAAUGAUGCCUUCUC
This is a messenger RNA of Pogoniulus pusillus (Red-fronted tinkerbird), 1911 nucleotides long. RefSeq names its product mercaptopyruvate sulfurtransferase (gene MPST). The transcript has 3 exons. Gene Ontology annotation, cellular component: mitochondrion. The record is from RefSeq and is a predicted model, not a curated record. Gene Ontology annotation, molecular function: thiosulfate-cyanide sulfurtransferase activity. Bases 238 to 1131 code for a protein of 297 amino acids. Lineage: Eukaryota; Metazoa; Chordata; Aves; Piciformes; Lybiidae.